CGCAGUCUCACCUCCCCAUUCGAGCAUUGAUCAUCAUCGUCAUUUUGUAGCGUGGAGACACAAACCCACCCAGCUCCAUACCUCUACCUUCUUUCUGCUUCGCCCCUUCCGCUUCCUUGCCUUUACUUCACCGCGUACACGACAAAAUGGGCAAACCAUACUACGGCCUUCGUGGCCUUCACCUCAGCAUCGCCAUUGCGACUAUUGCCGGAUGUGAUUUUGCGUUGUUCGGCUACGACCAGGGUGUCAUGGGAGGUCUUUUGACCUUGGAUGGUUUCCUGAAAACAUUCCCACAAAUCGACACCAACUCUCCUCCUCACGGAUGGACGAAGCAAAAGGCCUCAAACGUACAAGGGAUUACUGUCGGCGGAUACACCCUUGGCUGCUUCUUCGGGGCCGCUGCUACCAUCUGGCUGGGAAAUAUCCUCGGACGGAGAAAGACCAUUUUCACGGGAACGUGCAUCAUGAUUGUCGGCGCCACCAUCCAAUGCUCUUCAUACAGCCUCGGCCAGCUCAUUGCGGCCAGACUGAUUACGGGGUUCGGCAACGGAAUGAAUACCUCCACCGUUCCGAUAUGGCAGUCUGAAACGUCCAAGUCGAAUCGUCGUGGCCAAAUGGUGAUGAUUGAAGGCGUUCUCAUCGUAUUUGGAGUGAUGCUGUCUUAUUGGAUCGAUCUUGGCUUCUCCUUCUUGGACCCUUCGAGUAUUGCAUGGCGCUUUCCCCUAGCAUUCCAAAUCGUGCUCUGCCUCUUCAUCGUCAGCACAGUCCUUGGUCUACCCGAGUCGCCACGAUGGUUGAUAUUGAAAGGCCGUGAUAAAGAAGCCCUGCAGGUCUUGUCGGCGCUGGCAGAUCUCCCGGAAGAUGACGAGAGAAUUCAAUUCGAGUUCAAUGCGGUCAAAGACGUCGUCUUCGAAAUGUCCAAGGGCAAAUUUAUCGACUGCUUCGACCGGAACCCGAAUCGCAACCUUCACAGGACAAUUCUCGCGUACGUCAAUCAGAUGUUUCAACAAAUCUCCGGUAUAAACAUCAUCACAUACUACGCUGCGACAGUAUUCAAAAGCAUCGGCCUCUCCGGCUUCUUAAGUCGUCUUCUAGCAGCUUGCAACGGCACCGAGUACUUCAUGGCAUCCUGGGUGGCUGUCUUCACCAUCGAAAAGUUCGGCCGAAGGCAGUUGAUGCUUUUCGGCGCAGUCGGUCAAGCAUGUUCCAUGGCCGUCUUGGCCGCAACGAGCGCCAAUCUCCAGUCCAAAGCCUGUGGUGUAGUCGCCGCGAUCUUCUUGUUUGUUUUCAACUCCUUCUUCGCCGUCGGGUGGCUUGGUAUGACUUGGCUUUAUCCCGCAGAAAUCACUCCUCUGUCCAUUCGAGCUCCCGCAACCGCCCUUUCCACCACCGCCAACUGGAUCUUCAACUUCAUGGUCGUCAUGGUCACUCCUCCCGCCUUUGCCAGCAUUGGCUACAACACAUACACCGUCUUUGCAUGCAUCAAUGCCUUCAUGGUCCCAUGCGUGUACUUCUUCUACCCAGAAACUGCAUACAGAUCGCUUGAGGAAAUGGACGAAAUCUUCCACGACAUUUCCGGCCUCAAAGGCGCACUCACGGUGGUGAAGGUCGCCCACGACAAGCCCAGACGAUUCGGCAAGAAUGGAGAGCUUCUCAUCCGGUAUGAAGAUACAGAGGCAUACAGACGUGGUUCUACCAUGCGGAGGAGAAGCUCGACCGCGCCUGUACCGGAGAGCGAGACGAAGCAUGUCCAAGGAGACGGAGAAGUUACUUUGGAGGAGGAAAAGAAGGACCGUGAUUCGAAUUGAUGAUGUUUCACGAUGGAGCCAGGUUGCAAGGAUUGGGAGGGUACUGAUAG
Molecule: messenger RNA, 1858 nt
Organism: Neohortaea acidophila
Lineage: Eukaryota; Fungi; Ascomycota; Dothideomycetes; Mycosphaerellales; Teratosphaeriaceae
Product: MFS sugar transporter-like protein
Exons: 11
Coding region: 147-1808 (553 amino acids)
Biological process (GO): carbohydrate transport; transmembrane transport
Cellular component (GO): membrane
Molecular function (GO): carbohydrate:proton symporter activity
Source: RefSeq, a predicted model, not a curated record